CAUAGUAGGUACAGUCAUCUGCGUUACCGUAUAAAUAAGCACAUGGUGCUUGGACAGAAGCACGAACAGCCGUGUCCGCACCGAACCACUUUGUGAAGCUACAGGAACUUCUGUACGUCAGCAUGACUUCUGCGUGCUUUCUGCUCACACUCGUAAUAAUAACAGCUCACGAUGGCAUCAUGGCUAGUACUGACGUGCCUACUACCGUGGCUGAUGUCACGACGUCGGCCGCCGCUACAAUCGGCGAAGAAACAACGUCUCCCUCUACCAGCAUUACAAGCGCUGUCACCACGGCCAUUCCUGGAGAGCCAACAACCACUUCCUCUACCGAAGCUGCGACUAAUGCUGGGACCAGUACUCUUCCUGGAGAUACAUCAUCAUCAUCUGCUGGCACCACAACAACUUUUACCACUAGUGCUGCUGACAAUGCAACAACCGUCACGUCUAUUAUUAUCACAAAUGGUGCUACCACGGCUGGUCCUGGAGAAACUACAACAAUUUCAUCUGUUGAUGCGACAACUACUGCUACGACGACACCGUAUACCACGACAGUGACAACUCCAUCUACACAAGGUUCCUGCGUCGAGGCGACGCUGCCAGAUGUCAUAGGCUUGAGCAAGUGCCUUGGAAACAGCCUCAACUUGUGUGCAGGGGACAAGACGGUGGGUGAAGGCUUGAUGACAGUAGCCAGUUGCACCGCGACCAGCGUCUUCAAUAAUUUGUCACCACAGAAUGCUCUGUAUUCUCUACGAGUCAUGCUCGUAGCAUUUGUGAACAAGUUCUCAACAUUCUUGGGACGAUCUUUGGACAUCUUCCUUAGUGCCUUGAGUCCGAGUGGAUCCGUGAGGGAUGCUGUCUGUCAUGGCGAAAUCAGACUUGGCUUUCCCAGCAGCUAUGGAAAGUGCCUAAACGAAACACUAAAGCUUUGCAAAAAUGGGACACUCAUCAAUGUGUCUUUUGUGCAGUCAUUGAUCGCGGGCAACAUGUGCUUCAUGAAGGAAACGAUUACUACGUCUCCACUGGAUAUGACACGAACCUUCUUCUGCAACAUUCUGCGUGGAGCAAAGGCUUUGUUCGGAAAUAUAUUUUUUAUCGGACCUAUUAUGUACGACCAGCUGUAUAACGCAGUGUGUAUAUAGGGCUCGUGCAAGACUAUCCAGAGGAUAAAGUUCCCGAAUUGGGUAAUGCGAAUGACAGUCAAUAAAGCACAACUUAUUAAAGAUUGC
This is a messenger RNA of Dermacentor albipictus, 1226 nucleotides long. RefSeq lists its product as uncharacterized. Lineage: Eukaryota; Metazoa; Arthropoda; Arachnida; Ixodida; Ixodidae. The record is from RefSeq and is a predicted model, not a curated record.